This is a messenger RNA of Nicrophorus vespilloides, 685 nucleotides long. RefSeq names its product ubiquitin-conjugating enzyme E2 T-like. Lineage: Eukaryota; Metazoa; Arthropoda; Insecta; Coleoptera; Silphidae. The transcript has a single exon. The record is from RefSeq and is a predicted model, not a curated record. The coding region runs from base 208 to 663 and encodes 151 amino acids.
UAACUAUUUGCGAAAUUGCAAUUCAACAUGACGGUUGCGGUUAUUAAAACGUUGAUUAACAGCGCAAAUCGAUAAGCGAAACAGCACCACCUGAGAUUAAAUUUCAAAGCAAUCAACAUUAUACCAACAUUAAAAGUAAACUUAUAAAAAACGCGGCAACACUCCGUACAUAAAUUACUUUUAGUUGUUCUUGCAGAAAUAACCGAAAUGCAGCGCAACACAAGAAUGGCACGCGAAUUGAAGAGACUGGAAGAAGCCCCACCGCCCGGCAUUUCCGUUUCCGCCAAAGAGAACAAGCUGAAUCUGCUGGAAGCGCAGAUCUUGGGACCUCCGGAUUCUCCGUACGCGAAUUCCCUCUUCAACUUGGAAAUCCUCAUACCGGACAAUUACCCUUUCACACCACCAUCAAUCAAAUUCUUAACCAAGGUCUAUCACCCGAACAUCGAUGAUAACGGAAGGAUAUGCUUGGAUCUGAUCAAAAUGCCACCGAAAGGAGGCUGGAAACCGACGAUCGGCAUCGAAAAUCUCUUAAUAGCAACGAGAAUGUUAUUGGAAAACCCCAAUCCGAACGAUCCGCUGAUGGCAGAUAUUGCCGCGGAAUUCAUAAACGACCCCAAAGAAUUCGAGAAGAAAGCUAAGGAACACUGCAAACUCUAUUGUUAAAAAAAAACUUUAAAUAAUAAUA